Messenger RNA from Protopterus annectens (West African lungfish), 4257 nucleotides. RefSeq names its product interleukin-12 receptor subunit beta-2-like. Gene Ontology annotation, biological process: cytokine-mediated signaling pathway. Gene Ontology annotation, cellular component: membrane; external side of plasma membrane. The transcript has 13 exons. The record is from RefSeq and is a predicted model, not a curated record. NCBI's taxonomy places the organism in Eukaryota, Metazoa, Chordata, Ceratodontiformes, Protopteridae. Gene Ontology annotation, molecular function: cytokine receptor activity; protein binding. The coding region runs from base 51 to 1910 and encodes 619 amino acids.
CAGAUGAGAUCCGGAACCUGAGGUGUUUCCGUGCAGGACAGGAUGCAGACAUGAACUGCACGUGGCAUAGAGGACGACACCCAUUGAUAGCCACCAAUUACACUUUGUACCUUAUGAAACAACAGCAGGCACACAGUAAAACAAAAUAUCCAGUGCUGGAGGAACAGAUGGUGUCGGUAAAACGAUCAGCCCUAAUAAAAAGUAUGCUGUACCUUGUUUGGGUUGAGGCUGAAAACCAACUUGGAAAAGCAGUAUCUGAAAAUCUGACAGUUAACAUUGAUAAAAUUGUUAUGCUGGACACCCCUGUUAUUACCAGUUUUACAGUAGGAGAGAAUGACGUUGAAGUUAUGUGGAACAUUCCAAAUGCAGACCAACAACAUAAUGGGAUCACCUGCCAAGUGCGUUACAGGAAAUAUGGCAUAGCAGAAUGGAUUAAUCUAAAUGAAGACGCCAUUGGAAACCAGUACUGUGGCUUGGAAGAACUAGAAGCAUUUACAGAGUAUGAAUGUGAGGUGCGCUGUAUAUCUAGAACUGGAGAUGGGCUCUGGAGUGACUGGAGUCACCCUUUAAUCUUUCGGAGCCAUGAGGAUGCACCAAAUGGCACACUGGAUGCUUGGUGGUAUUUUCAGCCUACAAAUUCAAGCGAGAGGCAGGAGCUGGUUGUUCUUUGGAAGACACUUAAACCAGAGGAAGCUCGUGGCCAGAUCACAAAUUAUAAAAUCCAGUGGAAGCAAGGCACAUUGCUGGACACUAAGUAUUUGAACAAAUGCUGUUCUGUUGUCCUGCCAUGGGAUACCAUCUUUGUUAACAUCACAGCAAUCACAGCCAAAGGAUCAACAAAACCAGCAUUAUUGAGCACACAGCUAUCAGGUCACCUUCCUUUCAAGAUGUUGACGGUAGUGUACUAUGAUGGCCGCUAUCUCAAAGUUUCAUGGCCAGCAUAUGACAAUGACAACAUACGUCAGCUUCUGGUGGAGUGGCAGAAAGCAGUGGCAGAAGUGGCUGUACCACCUAAGUGGACUCGAAUUCCUCCAUCAAGCAAUAGCAUUUUGCUGGAAGAUUCCUUUGAGAAGUUCGUUCCAUACAGGAUAUCCGUUUAUGCACUGUUCGAAAAUGGCAGCUGUGAAAGUCUAAUUAAUGACUUGGUCUACGCAAAACAAGGAGUUCCUUCUGUCGCUCCCAGCAUUUUAACGCUGAUUCAGGUUGGAUCAGUGGUGCAGAUAGUCUGGACUGAGAUACCGCUCGAGCUGCAGCAUGGCUUCAUUACCAACUACAACGUGUAUUUAUGUUCUGUGGCUCCUAAAGCAAAAGUGCAGACAUUUAAGUAUGGUGUUCGAAAUGUUACCAUGAACAUUGAUCCGGGAGAAUAUGAAAUCUGUAUCUCUGCAUCGACAGCUGAAGGAGAGGGGAAUGUGAGUGCUGCAGUGCGUUUCAAGGUACACGUACCAGAAACCGAUCACAUAGUCCUCGUGGUGAUCAUCUCAGUAGUUGUCAUCUUGCUCUUCAUCUUCAUCAUCAUUCUACUUUUAAAGUGUCGUAAAAACAUUCAUGAUUGGUGUUUGAAGCACCUUCCUGUCUGGUGCUGCCAACAAGUACCUGCUCCCAGGUGUGAUCACGUUCAGUUCCCAGAGACAUUGUUUCUCACCAGUGAAGAUGGCUGCCUAAAUGAAGAGCCUGCCAUUGUAAGUAUAGAGGAGAUAGAAGAGACACCGCAGCCAGAAACAAUGGUGUCCCAGAAUUCCGACAUGUUCGAAGAAGACUAUCGCUCCAUCCAGGACUCAGGCUCAUCACUACUGUUCUCAGAUAGUGAGAACAGUGGGAUUAGUACACGGCAGAUGUCAGCUGAAUGUGCCCCACCUGCUCCCUUCAGUUCAGGCUAUGAAAAGCACUUUAUGCCAGUUGAUAUUUAAGGUUCCCAAUGUACAUGAGUUCAGAAUGUCUGCGGCACGGAUACAGCGUUGCAGGUCUGAGUCAUGAAGGAGCAAACAAUCUUCCAGUUACUCCUGGAUCACUUCUGUGUCCUUAAGUUCUUCUGUUAUGUUUAUCAAGCCCAGCAGGACAAAGUGCUAGUUAGGAGCACUAGUUAUGGAGGACUAAUCUGUUAACUUUUGCUGUUGCAGAAAAAGCAACAUAGGAAGAAGUACCUGUUGAGGUGGGGUCCUGUUCAGCGCUUGUGUUUUAGAGGCAUUAAUUCUUCACAACUGCAUGACAGAUAGCUAUGUAAAUGCCGUGAAGCCAUUUCAGCCUUUUUAUUUAUGUGUAUUAACUGGAUUAGUCUGUCUAGGUCUGUGAUGUAUUUUAAGGGAACACCUAAAGUGGCAUUCACACUGACUAAGUGACAUUUAGCCAGAACACUGUUUUUUCUUUUAUAUUAAAAGGAGCUAAAGAAAUGUAGUAGAUGUUUUUGGAGCUGGGGUGGGAGACCUCUCUAGUAUUGAGUACAGAAUAGGCAGUUACUGAGUAAGGCCACGAACAUGAAAUGGUGUAACUUUUUUGUAGAGAGUGUCUUACAGAAAACUACCUUUGAAGGGUCAAAUACUGUGUAAAGCAGUAUCCAGAAGAUAAUGUCUAUUAUAGAAAUGUGGUGUGUAGAAAUCUGACUCACUCACUUUCUUGAGAGGUUACAGGAUCAAAACCUGUCAAUGCUAAAAGCAAAGUUAAGGAAGUAGAAGGUUUACGUUUGUUUUUAAUGGUUGACAGAAGAUGUGACUUCGUAAUGGAUUUAUGCAGUGGGGACUGCACUGACAGGAAUAUACUUUUUGUUUUGCUGUAUGGAAAAUUUGGGAGGUGAGAUGCAAUUAUAGUUUAUGCAGUGAACAGUGGAAUAAUGCUGCUAUUGCUAAUGCAAUUGUUACAUAUGUAAAAACGCAGUCAUGGGAUCAAGUCCCUUUCUUUCUCUUUUACUGUAGAUGUGUAAUUCUGACUUGAUGUUCCCUGUUGUUGUAUGGUUUGGAUAGUAUUUUUCAGAUAACUUUGUGUAACGUUCUGUGUUUUUGUUAGUAUCACUCCUUCUCUUUGUUCACAUUCUUUUUACAAGUGCUGCCUGUCAGCCAUCAUCCCUCUUGUUAUUGGUUAGCCUGUUCCUUCUCCUUAGUGGCGGGACAUUUGUGAGAGGCCAUGAUUCAGGCAGACAUCAGGGUUUUCUGCUUGAUGGCCCAAAUCCCAACCACUGGCAGGUUAUAGGAUUUCUGACUUGCACAAAGACCUGAUACAGGUUCAUCAUACCCUCCUGGUAGGCCACUGUAUAUUGUAGCUUGGUAUUGUAGCUUGGCAAACCCAAAAGCAUUUCUCCCUCUCAACUGCUGCAUGCUGUUCUCCUGCUUUACCAUAGGACUCAGCAUUAUAGAAGACAGGGCCACUUCACUCCACCCCAGGAUGGAUGAGCUGACAUCGGAUGCUUAGUCUCACCUUCUCUGAUUAACUUCUCAAACAGCUGGUGUGCUAAUUCACCCCAGGUUCUGUAGUUCAUAGUCAGGGAUCUGUCCCUCCUUUACUUGGAGCUGACCCUAAUACACUUCUCCUGUUCUUGAAAAGUGACAUAGGAUUUUUACCAUCCACCUGACGUACCACCAAUUAAGGGAAAUGGACCUUGUUUAAUUAAUGCCUUAUGGAGUGCAAUAUCGUCCGGUGCUGCACUGUAGAAGUGCAUGGAUUCAGGUGCCUUUUGUGGGAUUAGAACCCACAGCCUGUGCAUGUUGCUGACUUCAAAGGCAGGUUUGCAACCUGUUAAGAUACAGAUGCUGCUUUCAUGAUAAUAGGGGAUAACCGCCAGGUAGCAAUUUCUGCAUUUGAGUUGCAGAUUUUAAUUAACUGUAAUGGCACUGAAUCCAUCAGAUCCAUACUAUUAUAGAGAACAUAUAUAUUUUGGAACUUUGUUUUCAUUCACUGGUACAUGGGACACCAGUAUGGUCAGGAAAAAGUCAGUUUACAUUUCAUUAGAAACUGGAAUGCCUCAUUCACUGAGCAUCGACAUGUUUUUCAUUCUACAUAGAACACGUCUGAAACCAAGAGCUUGCAGGAAUGUUUGCCACUUUUUGUGGUGAAACUGUGUGUUUGCAACUCCAGCCUUUAGUGUCAAUCACAGUACUCAGGUAAUAUGGUAGGUGACUGUUCCUGUCAAUCACAGUUGUCAGGUAAUGUGGUAGGUGACUGUUCUUGUCAGUCACAGUCAUCAGGUGAUGUGGGAGGUGACUGUGCCUCAGCACAAGUUCAAACCAAUAAAUGCUGAUUGCUUGUAAAAACCUUAAUAAAACUACA